AUUGAAAAACAAAAAAUAAAAAAUAAAAAAAUAUACUCCGUCAAUUUCGCUUCCAACAGCCAUAAAUAGCCCCAUUUCUCCAAACUGAAUUUCCACAUUGCAACAAAGACACACUAACCAUCGGUCCACCACCAUGGCAGAAGAGAAACAGCACCACCACCUCUUCCACCACCACAAGGAAGGCGAAGGAGGAGGAGAAGUUGACCACAAGAAGGAGGAGAAACACCACAAGCAUCUUGAGCACCUCGGCGAGCUAGGCGCGGCUGCUGCCGGCGCUUACGCUUUGCAUGAGAAGCAUGAGGCUAAAAAAGACCCAGAGCAUGGCCACAGCCAUAAAUUAAAGGAGGAGAUCGCGGCGACGGCUGCCGUGGGAGCCGGAGGAUUUGUCUUGCAUGAGCAUCAUGAGAAGAAAGAAGCCAAAAAGGAAGAUGAGGAAGCUCAUGGAAAGAAACACCACCAUCUCUUUUAAUUAAAUAUAAUUAUAUAUCUAUUUUGUGUGCUGUGUGUAAUGGUUUCACGAUAUCCAUGUUGUUUAAUUACCCUAAACUGGAAUAUUGAGAAUCCUUUACUAAACCAGAUCAUAUAUACUGUCUGGUUCUCUUUUUAUGUAUCUAAUUAUAAAAUAAUGUUAAUUUUGGAUAUGUUUCUAUGAGUUUAAUUAUUUUCAAUAAAUUAUAUUUUGCAA
Molecule: messenger RNA, 685 nt
Organism: Jatropha curcas
Lineage: Eukaryota; Viridiplantae; Streptophyta; Magnoliopsida; Malpighiales; Euphorbiaceae
Product: abscisic stress-ripening protein 3
Source: RefSeq, a predicted model, not a curated record